CAAAACAGAGACAAAAAUACUGAUGAGAAAAUUUUAGAUAGAUAAUAAGAACCAUUGAGGUCAUAAUAUUGGUGCAGGAAAUUCAUCAUUGGAAUGGAGAAGAAAAUGAAAAGACGGCGGCUGCUGGUGCUUCUGAUCAUUGGCCUAUGUUGCGCAUCAGUACGGUCAGAAGAUGAAGAGUGUGCGUCCGACUCUCUGAGAUGUGAAGUCGAUGGCGAAUCCCAGUGUAUUGAUCCUGCUUGGAUCUGCGAUGACUACCCUGACUGUGAUAACGAAGAAGAUGAACAACCACAAAGAUGCAAGGCGCCGGCAGAGACACUUCCUGCGACGGCAGCGGCGCCUGCCCACGGCGGCGACUCUGAGGAAGAGAAGGAGGAACCGCAUGUCCCUGUGACUACACCAGCUCCUGAGAUCCCCGAAAAUUGUGCAUUGAAGACGUGCAAUCCCGGCCCACAGUUCUCGUACCUGAGCGCGCGAGUGUACCGCUACAGCUACCGCGUGGUCGCCUCCACCCAGGUACUCCACACCUCGCCCCGCGCGUCCAACUUCGUCGUGAACGUCGACGUCGCUCUCAGCGUCCUCACCGCCUGCGAACUCUCACUCAAGAUCGAGGACGCGUGGAUGACAGCGAGCUCCUCGGACGGCGAAGACGUGACAAUCAGGGACAACCAAUUCCUGACAAGCCUCAAGGCGAACGAGAUGCGGUUUACACUGGACGGGGGACUAGUGGACAUAGUUUGUCCCCGCAAGGACGAGACUCUUGAAAGUCUAAACUUCAAGCGAGGCUUGCUCAGCCUCAUGCAGAACUCUAUGCCGCGCUUCGACCUGCGACAUUCGUCUCGUGAGAUGGAUGUGCUUGGAACGUGUGAUUUCACUUACGACUUUGCGGGUACCAACGACACGGCAUUCGUCGUUGAAAAGAAGAAAGAUUUGGAUUCUUGUUCGAGUAAAUUCGACGUUUCUUCUUCAGUGAAGGGAACUCCUUACGCAUUCAUCGGGGGCUACCAGAGCACCCCCGUAUUUUCGACGACUUCUUCUUGCCGUCAAAACAUCGCAGAAAAAAGAAUUUACUCCGUGGAAUGUUCUGAAGAAAGGAAGUUAACUCCCUUCAGCGGCGACCAGGGAGGAGUGAUGGUGGUUGUGAGGCAGACCUUACAGUACAAACAGUCUUCUUUCACAAGUUCGCGCCGAGGUGCUAUUCACCGACGUACUAAUUUGGAAUACGAAUUUCUCCCAAAUUAUGAUGAAUUUCCGAGCGGCAACGAAGAAAACGGUCAGGCAGACGCUGACGCCGCAGCGUUGCAGCGGACGCAUGCCAUCCUGGACAGCAUCGACCAGCACCUCAGGAAUAAUCGCUUCUCUUCGGUGGCUAAACCAAGCGACUUCAACGACUUUGUCAGCGCCUUGAGGGCCUUAAAUAAACAUCAGCUCAUCGAAUUGGCUGACAAAACGGACUGGGGGAAGAAGAGGCUGGUGUUUCAGGACGCAGUUCCUGCUGUGGGAACCCCGGCAAGCGUGGCUCUCAUGAAGCAUGUUUUGAUAACCAGGAACAAUUUUGAGCGAGCCGAAGAAUGGCUUAGAUCUUUGGCAUUCAUUUCAAGACCAACUAAAGCGACUUUGGAGGAGGCAGCUGGUCUUCUAUCUCUUCCAUCAGUACAAACGGAAGCCUUUAUUGGAGUUGGUGCGUUAGUGAACGCUUACUGCCUGCACAACCGCGGCUGUCAGUCCCAUGUGGAGGUCAAACAAAUUAUGGAUUCUCUGCAUGGCUUCCUAAAGGACUCUUGCAUCAGCACCACCCCCGAAGAAAAGAUCAGGGCGUUACUGGCCAUAAAAGGCGUUGGCAACGCCGGUUUGGCUGCCACGUCACAGACGGUCGACUUGCUGCGAGCUUGUAUAACCGCCACCGAGCCCAGCAAUGAAGACGAGAUUCGAGUGGCCGCCGUCAACUCCUUCAGGCGCUUCCACUGCAAUCUGACGCAUCCUCUGAUGGAGUUUUUCAAAGACAUGCGAGAAGACUCGGAAGUUCGUAUCUGGUCGUACCUCGGAAUGAUGCGUUGUGCUGACUACGAUGUUCUAGCGACGGUCAUGUCUGUGCUGCAUGAUGAAGAAGUCAACCAAGUGGGAUCGUUCGUGUGGACUCACCUGACCAAUAUACAAGAAGGCUCACUCCCGUCUCGUAAUGCCGUGCAAGCUUUGCUUUCUAAUCAAAUCCUGCAGGAGAAGUUCAGGACCGACCUCCGCAAGUUCUCUCGCAAUUACGAGUGGUCGCUGUUCUACGACCCUCUCAAUAUCGGUGGAAGUGUGGAAGGCAACGUCGUGUUCUCUCAGAAGUCCUACAUUCCUCGGUCAGCCUCACUAAACUUCACCACGGAUCUCUUCGGGCAGUCCGUCAACUGGCUAGAAUUUGAAACUCGCCUAGAAGGUUUUGAGAGGCCCCUAGAGAACAUGUUCAUGGGUAGCAUGCCCAUGCCCACCUCUGACGACAUCAAAGACAGCGCCGUGAGAGCUCUCAUUGAGCGCACCGGGGCCGCGGAGGCGUACCGCAGCAAGCAGCCAGAGCUUUCGAUGGCACUUCGCAUGUUUGGGAACGACGUCUUCUUCCAACACCUCCACGGAGGGACAACAAUCAGGGAGGCUUUCGCUAAAUUGGACCCCACGAGACUCAUCGAGCGACUCAAUAACGGAGAGACACUAUCGCUGCAAAAAAGCAUUCGUCCGAUUGAGUCGUUCGGUCGUGUGGCGACGUCCGCUGGGUUGCCCGUCUCCCUGGAGUUGACGGGCACGCUGUCCCUGGACGUCCUAGCCACGGCCACCGUGCGCUUCGGGACGCUCUACCCUGACUUCAACCCCAGCGUCGACAUCCACGGCACACUCAGUCCAAGCGUUGCUAGCGACAUAAGAGCGACGUUGAAGAUCGACGGCAUGGCAGCGGUGGCUGGCGUGGAGGUGGCGGCGUCACUGAGCUCCAGGAGCGCUCUGUCAGGCCGCAUCAACGCUAAUGGCAUGAGCUCGCUUAACCUCGACCUCAACAUGCCUAAUGAGAAGGUCGAGUUCAUCAACGUCACGUCAAAUCUGUUCCUGCUUCAUGGCUCAGCAUCUGCGAGUGGUGAAACGCUACGAGUUGACCCUGAAAUUAUAGUUGCUGAUAAGAAAGUAGAAACACACGACUGCACUCCGUACGCCGACGAGAUAGGAGCGACGGCUUGCUGGUCUGUUCUGUUCCCUAACACCUCUGAGGUGGAGGGAGCUCCUAGCUUCCCACUAACUGGGUCUGCACACCUCAAUGUCGUGGCCAUCAAAAGCGAUCCCAGUUUGGGGACAUAUCAAGUCCGGUACAGCUUCAACAAUAAUGAGAACGAGCGUCGCUUGAUACUAUCAGGCAACACUCCAGGCACGGCUGUCUCCAGGGAGCACAGCCUCGUGGCGGCUCUUAACGCUCUGCAGCGCACUGCUGACCUCAAGAUCAGUACGCCCAAGUGGAAUUUUGACGCCAAAGGUCGCUUUGUGUGGGAUAGAUCGGUCAAGAAACUUGAUUUGGUCUGCCAAAUUGAUGGGCAGCUGGUGGCCGAGGUGGAACUGAACAUGGCACGACACGAGAAAGAUGGUCGGAAAAACCUGAUACCGACAGCGAAAAUUAAAUGGAGGGGAAGAGAUCUUUUCAAUCUCGGAGGAGAAAUAGAGGCCCUGGAGAAGCAAGGGUCUGUGGUGUACAGCCUCGGGCUGCAGUUCUCGGCCAGCGGGCUGGAGGCGACGACUCAAGAAGCGCUCAUCAGGGGCGAGCUGCACGGCGAGGUCAAGGAGGGGGCCAAUGAGAAGAGUAUUAAUCUUAACAUCGAUUAUAAUAUUGCGGGUGAACAGCACAGAACGACCGUGGAUUACACUCUACUGCACACGUCUGACACCGAAUAUAAGUUCGUGAGUGACAGCGAGGUCGUCUUCACUCAGUUUCCCACGCUCAAUCUCGUCUGGAAGAACUCGUAUCGGUUGAAGCGUGGGUCUGUCGAGAUGAACAUUAUGCUAAACUUCGGAGAACAUUUCCACAACGACGAUCACGCCGUUAAUUUCCAUCGAAGUCUCACUUUCCUGCACUCAGAGGAGCAAACGUUGAUCAGCAGCAAGCUCGCUCUCGGGCACAAAAUGAGCAACAUAGACGUGAUGCUGGCGGCAGACUUUCUCUCUGACUGGACCGAUGUCGUCUCCACCGGCUUCGUCUUCCAACUCGUCUCAGGACGCGACGUCUCGUCACGCCUGCACCUACAGAAGGUCCCAGGUCCCCGGUUGGACGGCUCAGGAAGUUUCGCCUUGAAUGUUCCGUCGCUAUCAGAAGUUCUAAUCAACGUAACCAUCAACGAGACUUCGAAGAGCUUGUAUAACAUUGGUGCUACAGGCUCAAUAGGAGCAGGUAACGAAAUGAGCCUGAUAGGCACGUAUGAAACGAACCCGCCGCUGUCACACCACCAACUCCUGCUCACUGCACGGCUGCCGGACCAGACCUCGGCUAACGUUAACGUCACUGCGCUCUUCACUUGGGAGAAAGCUUUCGUUACCAUAGAAGUGCAACCCCAAGGAGGCGGCGCCUACAGGAGCACCGCUUGCUACACGCACGUUAUCGACCAGCUCGCCGUCAGCACCAAAUCUUUGGAACUGGAAAUUUCCUUUCCCAAAUUAACUGUUAAAAUAUCAACGGACCUUUCAAUUGGUCAGGUUGUUACCGUCACAAACCGUCUACAGUCCGACAGGACGCAAGACGUCAUCACUCGUCUCGUCCUGGACAUCCUCAAGCCGAAGAAGAAGGGAGCGCGGAUGACCCUGCAGUGGGACCCCAACAGGGACCCGUUGAAGAAGCUAGAGUUGUCCCUGCAGCGGGACUGGUCUGACCCAACCUUCAGCUCCAUCAACGCCACGGCGUUCCUGGGGCUCCUGGACAACACUUAUCAAAUGGCAUUGACUUCUACGGCGCUCAAAAUGUACAGAGGAGCAGCGUUUCUAUGGGAACAGCGGCACAGCGGUCGUCUGACGUGGCAGGAUUCCCUCACCAGGGAACGUCAAGAAGUUGUUGGUUCCGCACACGCGCGUCUCUCUCGCGCCCAAACUGCGGAAUUUGUCGCAAAUUUCGAUCUCGCGACUCCUUUUGAAGACUGGAACGACAACUACUUCAGAGUGCUGUAUUCCCGCGAUGCAGAUCGCAUAAACGGUGUGGUGAACAGUCGAUGGCAUGACGAUGAAUUCUUCGACGCACGAAUGGUCGCGGAGAAAAGCUACGAAAGCCUCAGUCUGUUCAGUGGCAACUCUUCGCUGGAUAUCAGCUCUUCUUUCCGAGGCAUGACCUCACUCAAGACUGGGGCUAAAGUUAACAGGAAACCUGGUCUUUUGGACUCAACAAUGUUCAUGCAGUGGGAGGAAGACCGCAUCGAGGUGCGGCUGGAGGGCCACGACCAGAGUUCGUCAGGGCAGCUUGACUAUUCAGUGUUCGGGCACGCCGUCACGUCCCUGGACGGCUAUCGCUCCCUCUCGUCGGAGCUCAACCUCGUCGCGUCGUCCAAUAACGUCAACGCCAAGGCAGCCGCGCGCUGGGAUGCUUUGAAAUACGAACUUAAGUGCCGAGGCAACCGUUAUUCUGGCGACGAUUACUUGAAUGGCGAAAUAUGGCUUUUAUUGCCUGGCUACGAAGAAGGUGAUUUUUUCGGCCAAAUGAAAAUCUUCAAAGAUCCCGUGGACCAGCGACAUCGGCUGAAGACCAUCGGCAAGUGGGGUGGGAAGACUCUGCAGGUGGAAGGCCACGUCACGUCCGAGCGCCACGACUUCCACGGCAGCCUCAGCAUCAACACUCCAUUCGAGGCGCUCUCGCACGCUCUCCUGGUACUCGGCAAAGGAUACGACGGUGUCAACCAUAAGUCGGAAGCCCGCAUUGCGUGGGGCACGAAAUUUUCUUAUGGGUUCGAGCUGCUCGGUCACGUGACGUCCAUCACCGACUUCCUCGUAAGCGCUUCAGUGCGCACGCCCAUAGAGCGCUUCAAGGAAGUGAAAGCAGAAAUUCGACACCUCUUUGACAUCAGCGACCAAGUCCGUUGUCACUCCAGGAUCUUUGGCCAAGUCGGUGACAAGAAAUACGGCUUAGGAGGCCGCUACGAGCAGGGAACCAAGCCUCGCAUUAGGGUCGCGUUCGAAGCGUAUACUCCGCUGCCGAUGCUAGAGUUGCUGUCGCUCGACUUGAGUGAUAACAGCGCCUACCACGACUCUGACUACCAGCUUCAAGUUCUCUAUGGCAGCAACAGUCCACUUCACCUCACUGUUGAAGUUGUCCGCGGACACGACGAGGAGGACUGGGCGGUGAAGGCCGAGCUGCCGUUGUCUAUCCUGGACGCUAACAUUCACGACCUCAGCCUCGACGUCGUCGCGGGUCUGAGCUGGGGCGACACGAGACGCCUCAGCUUCUCCCUUACUGCUGACUCCGACACGCGCAGGAAAGUGGUGCUGAUAACUCGCCUGCCACCGCACGGCGAGAACUCGCUCGAGGCGAGCCUAGGUGGGUUCAUCACGUAUCCAGGAUACGAGGACGUGAGCCUUGAUUGCCGCUUCUCGGUACCUUCGUACGACCGUCCCGGGGCGCUGGACGCGGCCUUCAGGACACACGGCGCCGGCACCACCGCUGUCAGGAUGAAGGGCGACUACAGAGCGCUGGAUGCUACGUUCACGUCUCCCUUCGAACCGUACAGAACUGGAGAAGUGAGCUGGCGCUCGGUGCCGCUGAGCGUCGUGCAAGAGAAGGUGAGCGGCCGCGUCAAGUGGGAGGCUGGCGAGGUGACGAUGGACGGCACGACGCACGUCAAGGGCGGCGCGCUGACCAAGCUUGAGGCUGAUGUCACAACUCCUUGGUCAAGUUACGAGCGUUGCCGCCUAACUUUAGACAACACGCCUACUAGCAACGGCGUCGCCAGCCACGUCACUCUCACCAGCUCCUCAGAAUCCUUCGUCGCUGAUAUUUCUUACGACAGAGACGCCAGUGAGAAGUGGACAUGGAGUGCCACGGUGAACCACGCAUUCGAUGAAACCAACAUGCUGUACACCUGCGAAGUUGAGUACCUCUUCGCCUCGGACGAACUUUACCUUUCAGUCGACACCAUGACUCCCUUGCAAGACUACAAGCUCCUAGCUGGCAAAAUCGAUAUCAAGUUCCCUGACUCAUCGUACUCAGGCCUGGUGCAGUGGGACUCACCAUUUGGGUCUGGCAAACUUGAGAUGGAGGCUGAGAGAAAUCACGAGACCCGCUCCAUCAUCUCCUCGAGCUCCUUGACACUCCAGCCUCCUCAGCAGGAACCCAGCACCUACGCGCUGAAAGUUGACCUGGAAAAUAGAUCCACGGACGAGAAAGUCGACCUCGACACCUCCAUAGAACUCAAAAGCAGUCAGCCUGACUUGGACGAGAUAAAAGUGAGCGGCACGGUACGCCAGGUCACCCACGACCCCGGCUUGGUUCGCUUGGCGCUGUCGUGGCCCAACUUGUCCCCUGUCGUGUUCACGGCCACGGCGAGCCACGAGAACGGCCUCACCGUCAUUAAGCCGUCCGUCUCCGUCCAGAUUGAGAAAACGAAAUAUGGCGUCGAUGUGGAAUGGGAGGCAAAAGAUGGCGGACAAGUCCGAGUUCUGAAGGUCAAAGGCGGAAUGUACGAGGAAGGCAAACCGCCCUUGGAGGUGGAAGUGGAUUCAACGUUCAACGUUUACCUGCACGUCGUGGACGGAUUUAUUAAUGUUAAUCUUCCGUUGCCAGCUCCGUGGACCUCAAACUCUGCUCGCAUAGAGUACAACAAUAACAACAACGAGCAUCAGUUUAACGUACGUAUCUCGGCCGGGGUGCACGUGAUAGACGUGGAGGGCAGCGUAGCCACGCAAGAAGGCGAGCAGGUUGAUGGUUUCAUUUCAGUGUCGUCGAACCUGCAUUGGAACAAACAUCCCCUCAAAGUCUCAUUCAAGCAGGGCCUGACCCCCGAAGGGUACACGGGCAACUACACGGUGGAGUUCCCCCGCCACAACCCCGUGACGGACACGUGGACGCGGGAGACUGUCCAGGCGUCGCUGGUGCACUCGUUCCUGCCCGCCGGCCACAAGGGCCUCCUCACCGUACAUCCCGCCUACCUAAAACUCGAUCCUAUUAUGCUCGACUAUAUUUUCGAGUUCCCGAACAGUGAAGACAUGACCGUGCAAGUGAAGUUGUCGUACAAGGCGAUCGCCCUGGGCAUCAGAGUGGAGGAGCGGGCGGUAACGCUGCCAGACGGAGCGUACCGCCGCAGGUUUACUGUUGAACUCGACAACCCAAUUUGGCCAUUCGGUGUCGUCAAUUACAGGAACGUUCAACCCAACAAAAAACACGAAACGGUGCUGGAGGCGUACGACCUGAAGGUGCGAGACAGGAAGGUGUCUCUGUCGCUGGUCUCCAACCGCGUUGCUGAUGGCCGCACCUUCGUCGUUACAGUUAACCUUCCUGACGGGCGAACUGUAACGCUGCUCACGGGCUACGGCUUCUCCGCCUCAAAAGUCGAGCUGUUCUUCCACUUCAGUUGGCUUCAGGAUCAAAACCUUGACUUAGGAUUUGAGUGGGAGGAUCUCUCUAUGAAUGGCAAGAAGAAACAUCGAAUGCGGAUUCACGUGACCCAUCCGUUCCGCUCGGUGCUGCUCGAGGCGAACUACGAGAGAAGAGACUACACCGUCAACGCCGACCUGCUCUUCAACUGGAAUGCUCAGAACGCAGAGAGCGACGUGCUGCGCGGCGUGCUGCAGUGGCAGGACCUCAGCCUGCCUGGCGACCGCCACUACGCCGGCCUCCUCAGUCUCGUCCAUCCUUCUUUGCCGCAGGACAUCAAAACUAACGUAGUGCUGCGCCGCAACGAGCACAACCCCGCACUAGCGAAGGUGACGGUGAGCUACGCUGCUGACCGUACGCGGGACUUGCAGAUGAACUUCAACGUAACACGUAUCGGUCUACAGCGAGGCAGGAAGCAAUACAUUACGAGCCUUCUGGCUCAACAUCCUUAUUCUAACCUGCAUUUGGAGGGUACCAGCUCUCUGGUUCUGGGCGACGGGCUCUACGGCUACCGCCAGCAACUUUCCUACACGAAUUCUACAGGAGAAAAACUUAACCACGAGCUGGACGCAACCUUAGAUCGCAUUGAAAAAAUACUUAAAGUGAAGAUGCUCGGAGGAGAUCGUGAGAUUGACCUGCAGCUGGUGGCUGUGCAAGAAGGCGAAGGCAAAUGGCGUGUGAAAGCCAUUGGAAGUGAUGAGGUGGAGUUGCCAGUUAGUGGACUGAUCGAAAUCCACGCACUCCAUCCUCUCAUUGCAGUGACAUUCGAGAAUCAGCUUUCUAAUAACGUCAUGGGUUCCUCUAGGUCUGGCUUUCUGACGAAGAAGCUGACCGUGCGAGGAGGGGUGGAAGACAUGCGUAAUGCCGUGUUCUCGCUCGCCCACGUUACGACAAUCCCAGAAGAUCCUUUUACUUCUUCUUUAUCAUCAACCGACAAUCGCACUCGAGACGAGCAUGAAACUCUUGUAUCUGAUUUGGAUUUCUACUUCCGCCUCAACCACACCAGACUUAUUUCUUCAGCUCUCAACUGGCGGCCUGGCUUGCGGGAGGAAAUUAUGGUGGAGCUGGCCGAGUUGGCAGGCGUGAGUCGCGCGUACCGCGGCGAUGCCAGGGAGUGGCUGGCAGCCGUCGUGAGAGCCUCUGUAGUGGAGGCUGGUCUCAGGGCUAAGCCUAUUGCUGUAGACCUCGUCUCUACCAGCCAGCCCCUACUGACGCAUUUUAAAAACCAGACCAGAGAAUUUCUGGCAGACGCAACAAAGAUCUACACCAGCAUGAAACUUACUGACGCUGAAAUGAAGCGAAGACAGAGCCUCGAGUUUAUCUUCAAGUCUUUCUGGAGUUAUAUCGAGUCCACGAAUUUUUACAAGUGGAUCAAGCCUCGUCUGGCUGGAGGCGUCCUCAGGAGCAAAGUGUCCGCCAUACUGGAGCGUGUCCGGACUUUGGUUCUGCAACUCCGAUCCGGGUUGGGCGGCUCGCAAGGAGGCCUGGAGAGGCUGAAGACAGUGCUUGCUGAGACCUACGAUAAGCUGGCCAAACGAUGGUAUCUGAAACUGAGUAACGUACUGAGCGACUUCAGGCUGCGGUUGCGCUCUUGGUUGCGCUCACGAUGGCACGCGGUGUUCCACAACUACAAGCCUCACAUCAUAACAACUCUCAAUAACAUCGAGACUUCCUUCAACCACUUCGUCAGGACUGUCUCAGGCACUGCUCAAGCUAUUAAGGAAAUGAUAGCCACGUCUCCAUACGUCCGCUUCGUUGCGGACCAUCUCUCCGGCAUAAAAGAGUUCAUCGUGUCAGUUUACAAUCGACCGCUGAGGGAGAACCUCGACAACGCUUUCACCUGGACCGAGGAUGUCUUCCAUAGAACUAUCAACUUCCUGCGCACUGAGAUUGCACCGUUCCUGGAGGACUGGCUUCGUGCCAUUCAGGCGGCCGGGCGCCGGCUGGAACAGUACCCCCUUGUUGUGCGACUUAAAAAUAAAUUGUUCGCCUUCGUUGACGCUUUUACUUGGAAGUUGCGGCAAAUAGAAUUCCGGAAAGCGUUCAUCGAAUUGGUCGCGUUUUCAAUAGAGAACGGCUACACGAUCUUCACGCAGACAGCUUUGGAUGCAGAGCACAGGCAGCGGAAAGUGAAAACUCACCUCUACCUCGACGCAGAGGUCGGUCAUCUCGAGUACGUUCAGAAGCUGCCGAUGACUUGGUAUAAUUUCAACGCCGCCCCUCGUUGGGAGGACCUGAAAGAAUGGCGUCUAUUCAAGCUCCUCCAGUCAAUAAUGUCAGGCGGACAACCUGUUCCUGUGCUCGAUAUUUGGUACAAAUACUACAGCCUGUCCACCAACCCACGCACCUGGCUCCCGCCUUUUGAGGCGAGCAGUGAGGUUGUGGGUCAGCAACAUAUGAUCACUUGGAACGGUCGUCUGCUGAAGUUCAAAGGACUGUGCCGGUAUCUGCUGGCUGCAGACCUCAUGUCCAGUCGCUGGGCGGUCGUCCUCAACUACCACGCCAACGCACCUAAUGCAUACAUUAUUUAUGUCGACGGAAAACAAAUCGAACUGGAGCAGCAGUUCGUUGUAAAGUUAGAUGGCCGCCCAUCGCAGCUGCCGCUGGUGCUGCCCAGCACGGUCAUACUCCGCGACGGUGAGGUGCUCUUCCUGAGGCACACGUCUGGACUGCAGAUCCGCUGGAACCAACUACACGAUGUCUUCGUUGUUACUCUGCCUGGAAUAUUCUUCAAUAAAGUGGGCGGACUGCUCGGCACGAACAACUACGAGCCGCUGGAUGACCUGCUGUCGCCCACCGCUGAGCUCACUAGCGACGUAUCGCAACUCGCGUCCUCGUGGAGCGUCUCUCAGGGGGCAUGCGAGGCACGUAUCAACGCCGCCUCCAACGCUACCGCAGCAGAGAGCGACCGCUGCUCCAGCAUCUUCAGGAGCCAGGCUUCCCCCUUCAAAUAUUGCUUCUAUCAAGUUUCACCGAACGCGUACGAUGACAUCUGCCGCUCCUAUGCCCCCGGAGCCUCGGCUGCGGCGCGGCAAAAAGCGUCUUGCGUCGCGUCGUCCGCAUUCCGGCAGGCGUGUUCCGUCGCUGGCGUACCGACCAAAAUACCGCACGACUGCAGCAUCUGCCGCUUCGAGAAGCGGGACGGGACGACGGGCGAGGUGCCGGAGAGCCAGAUGACCGUCCUCUCUGUGGCCGACAUCCCCAGAAGCACGGACGUUGUCAUCCUCGUCGAGAUUGGUCCUUGUAACGACAACGCCGUCUUCAGGAGGAACUUCAAGAGGUUCCUGCGAUCCUUCGAGAGCGCACUUGUUGAGGACGGACAAGCUCCUUCGAGGUACGUGGUGGUGGCGUAUGGUGGUGUGGGUCUGUACGCUACGCCGCAGCUUGCGGGCACGAAGCGCGAACUCUUCAACUCGGUCGACGACGCGGCCGACGCUCUCUCGGCCAUUGCCCACGAAGGGACUGUAAACACACACAUGGACCCCGUGGACGCUUUUGAAGCCAUCCGCUACGCUGCAUAUCUGCCCUUCAGGGCGGGCGUCGUACCUACAUUCCUGAUGAUGCCUUGUACGGCCUGCCAUCCUAACGCCGGCUCAAUUGACUUCGCGACGAUGCUGCACAUCCUCACGGACAGGAACGUCGUCCUUCACGUCCUCGUUCAGGAUCCCUUGGGUCCCAAGGCGGCAUUGCAGGACAAAAUUCUAGGCAUGGACACGGAAGCCGUGUACACUGCUAAAGACGCUAGACCACAGAAGCCUCUCGUGGGCGACCGGAGCCUUCGUCGUGGCGUGGCAGACCCAAAGGAGCAGCUGGAAUACUGCAGUCCUCUGGCCCUCCAGACUAACGGUACAAUCUUCACAAGUCGAUGGCUCUUAACAUCACGACGCCGCAAAGUUGAACAGACAGCGACGGCGUUGGGGCGGCGCGUGGCGUUGACAGCGACGGCAUCGCACAGCCAGCGCUGCUUCUGUCUGCCCACGACCGACGACUCCGCCAAGAUGAAGUGUCAUCGCGUGAGGCCAGAGUGGGGCAACUUCUCGGCCGUAGCUCCCUACUUUGACGAGGAGGGCGAAGAAGACUACCUCGACAUCCCGCAGGAUUUGGGCUACUGAAGACCAGGUCUGCGAUGCGCAAUGACGAGCUCCGGAUUCACCUUUACCAUGCAACUUGGUUUGUAUAAUCAAGCAAACAUCUGGAACUGCUCACAUUUAUCCCAAGGCCACCCAACUUGUUCCAAAUAUUUUCGUAGACGACAUGCAACACGAAUUUAUGAACACAAUUAGUUAUGAAUCGAGUUAGUCACCAAUUACAUAAUUUGAAUUAAUUCAAUGCUAACUUCAUGUGAUGCUCAUACGUUGUGAUAGAAGUUUUGAAGUAGAUAUAAAAAUAUUCAUAGUUUCAUAAUGAAGUAAGCCGUCAAAACGCGCUAGUCACAAACGACUUUCGGUCACGAAGAAGUGUGGGACUAUAAGUCGCUACAAACAAGCAUUACAUGACAAUCAUGACCGGCUAUUGCAUCGAAGAAAAUCGUGUAGCAGCUUGGCACAUAGGAGAGCUCCACCAGAAAGCACUCCUCUAAAUCCCGUCAUUUAUUUUCGUGACAGGAAUUGUUAAGAAAUGCAAGUUGGAAUUUCGGCGAGGAGUAAAUGAAUAGUUGAAGCAUUUAUGUAUUUUGCCUAUGUCUUAUUAAUAGUUGAUUCUUGAAUUCCCCGUUGCACCAUUUUAUAUGAGAAUGGACAUAAUUAAACCAUACACCUUAGAAUGUAAAGGAUUUGCAAAAUAAAAACCUUUCUGAAUGA
Messenger RNA from Hyalella azteca, 13377 nucleotides. RefSeq lists its product as uncharacterized. The coding region runs from base 94 to 12690 and encodes 4198 amino acids. Gene Ontology annotation, molecular function: protein binding; lipid carrier activity. Gene Ontology annotation, biological process: lipid transport. The transcript has 84 exons. The record is from RefSeq and is a predicted model, not a curated record. NCBI's taxonomy places the organism in Eukaryota, Metazoa, Arthropoda, Malacostraca, Amphipoda, Hyalellidae.